GUAUUCACCUCACUCUGCCGCAAGGCUUCGAGAACGCCAGACCACCUUUAUUCUCCUCUCCCGUCCUCCUAAGAAGACGCUUACCUAUUGUUGUCUUACACCUUUACCUUUAUCAUCAUCCCAAUAAGUUUACUGCACAACUUUUGGUUUUACAAGGACACUCUGCAACAAAACAACUGUUGAGUUCUUCAAUUGCAUUCUGAAUCUGUGUUGAAUCCAAAUUCACGCUAAUGUGUCAAUGUGCAUAAAGAAAUGGGAAACUUGUGUAUGUGUUGCACUUAUCAGUGAAUUUAAUUAAUUAUAAUUAAUUAAGACGGCUCACAACCGGCAGAAUAGUCCAAUUGAUGGAAAUAAUGAGGGCGUCCCUUCCACAUUAUAAAAUUGCAGACUGAUUGAUUAAAAGCGAUUGGUGAAGAUGACCAAUUGAGUUGAAUUUGAGGGACCAUGUGAAAAAGUGUGACUUAUUAACAUCUCGUUUAAAUCAAUUAAGACUGAAAGUUGCCUUACGCAUUACGUACGCACGUACAUAAAUUAAUGAGACUUGAUAAAUCAGUGAACUUAGUGAUGUUGCCUUGAAAUUGGGAGACGGAAAUGUGGGCAUUGACAAGUCGUCAAUGUUAUCGAGAUGAUGGGAUUUGAAGAGGAUUUUUCGAGCAGCAUGAAAAAGGAUGAUCGGUGCUGCUGGAAAUGUAAAUCGGAAGUGAACAUGACACCGGAUCUUCAUGAUUUGAGCGGAGAUGAUGAUGAUUGCUCAACAAUGGACGAAUUGUCGGCAAUGAUGACGAAAAAUAAUAAUUAUACGAUGCGUGGAGUGAGUAAAAAAUUAAAUGCUUCGGUUUCUAGUGUUAGUUUUACCAGUCAGAGGAAUAUCUUCCCGAAUAGUUUUAUGCUUCUGGUUCUAAUUGGAGCUCUAAUUGUUGGAUCUUUAAAUGUUUCUGGUGUAUCCGCCUCUGGAGAAAAUAGUCAUCUCCAGGCCCCCCGUUUUAUAACGCAGCCCUCUGCAGCCGGAAGCAUUGUGAGUGAGGGUCGCACGAAAAUUCUUCAAUGUCAUGCACUCGGGUCACCACAGCCGGAAUACCGUUGGGUAAAAGACGGUCAGUUCCUGGGAGAUUAUUCAGUGGACCAUUUUUACAAAAUCCAACAUGCGAAACGCUCAGACUCCGGGCAGUAUUGGUGCCAGUGUCGAAAUGACGUGGGAGCCAUUCAGUCGGAGAAAAUUAAAGUUACAGUCGCAUAUAUGACACCUUUCGAAGUUGAAGAGGAAAAGACUGUCGUUGUCCGUUCUGGAGAAGCAGCGGUGCUUGAACUCCCUGCAAUUUCGAGCUACCCACCUCCCUCCAUCCUUUGGCAAGCUCGGGACAACUCACUCCUUUACGGUUCCAAAUUUGCAUCCACCUCCACGUUUGGCCAGGUCAUUCUCGACGUCAACGCCGCAGACCAAAAGUCUUAUCGAGCCCGCGCUACAAACACACAACUGGGUCAGGAGGAAACGUCCGGCUUUAUCAAUCUCAUCGUGACCAAUCAAGGUGACCCCACACCAGACCAGACUCCUCCGAUGAUCAUUGUCCCCCCAACGGACGCCCAAGUCAUCAAAGGCACGAAUGAUUACGAGCUCCAAUGUAUUGCCAAUGCGAGACCGCUUCACGAACUGGAGACGAUUUGGCUCAAGGAUGGCGUUCCAAUUGAGACAUCUGGGAUCCAGACGUCAUUCAACGAUCUGUGGAACAGAACAUUGUCCUUGUUGAAGGUGGACUCGUCUCACGGGGGACAAUAUUCGUGUCAGGCUAGGCUAAGGAAUUCCAUUUACCCAAUUCAAUCUGCAUCAGCUCGUGUUUCAAUCAUUGAAAAACCAUACUUUGUCCAACUCAUGCCAACCGAAGUUUACGGAGAGUUUGGGAAAGAGACUGUUAUGCAUUGUUCCGUGGGUGGGGUUCCCAAACCAAACAUUACCUGGUACAAAGACACGUCCUUCAUUAAUGGGGUUGAUCAACCUGGAUAUUCGGUCGACCCAGAAACGGGUUCUUUGACGGUCCACUUCCUUCGAGCUCAAGAUUCCGGAAUGUAUCAAUGUUUCGCCAAUUCUGUUGCUGGUGAAGCGAACGGCUAUAGCUGGCUUCGUGUUAAAAAUAAUAAACAUUUGCCGCUGCUGAUGACCCCACGUCGUGUCAGAGAUGUACAUAGUAAAGUUGUCAGACUUACGAUCAAUGACCUUCUUAACGCCAAACCUGCCAACGCAUCUGCACCUGUGAUGAUUAAGGGCCCUGAGAAUCGCACCGUUUUGGAGGGCAACGAUAUCACCCUGUUUUGUGAAGUAGGUGGAGCUCCGAUGCCGAAUGUGACUUGGUAUCAUAACGAAAAGGAAGAAAUUGUUUCCGGUGGACGCUUUCAAAUCUUGGAAACUGGGAGUUUGCUCGUAGCUUCUGUCAACCAAGACGUUGCUGGUCUUUGGACAUGCAUUCGAUCAAAUGAAGCUGGCACUGUGAUUGGUUCAGGAGAGAUUUCCGUUCUGGUCAGAACUCAAAUCAUUCAACCUCCCGUUGACACCCAAGUUAUUCUAGGACAGAUUGCUACCAUGUUGUGCAAAGUUAAGGGAGACCCAGCACUUCCCUUUGAAAUUGAAUGGGAACAUAAUGACGAAGCAAUUGUACCCGGGUUGUCUCCUAGAAUUAUUGUUAAUUUGGACGGGACUCUAGAAAUUAGGGAAGUUCGAGCCAGCGAUGUUGGCCAGUACAAAUGCAUCGUACGAUCUCGCUCGCAAGGUGGUCAUGAUGAACGCGUUGCUCACUUAAAAAUCAUAGAAUUGCCGUACCGACCUUCAAACAUCCAUGCUGAGAAAUUACCAAAACUUGCCCCUGGUGCAAAUUCGAAAGCAGUGAACAUUAGUUGGACGAGUGGGUUCGAUGGAAAUAAUCCCGUGUUAAAGUACAUCGUUCAGAAGAGGACGGCAUCACCAGAGGCUGGAAUUACACAGACUGAAAUUCUUUCCGCAUGGGAGACGCUUCUCGCUAAUGUUUCUGCGGAUGUGAGGAACGUUGUUGUCGAGGGGUUGAAGCCAGCGACCUCAUACCAGUUUCGUAUUAGUGCCGUGAAUGCUGUUGGCGAAGGAGAGGCAUCUCAAGCGUCGAAUAUUGUCACUCUGCCGCAAGAACCUCCAUCCGGUCCUCCCGUCGGACUUGUGGGUUCGGCAAGAUCUCCUUCUGAAAUCAUUAUUCAAUGGCACCCACCUAUGGAAGAGCAUAAAAACGGUCAAAUUCUUGGUUACAUCACCCGUUUCAGACUUCACGGAUAUGGUAAAGAUAGCCCCUGGUCAAUCAGGAAUAUCACCAACGAGGCUCAGAGAAACUAUCUCAUCCAGGAUUUAAUAACGUGGAAAGAUUACGAGAUCCAGAUUGCUGCCUAUAACAAUAAGGGGGUUGGAAUUUACAGUGUAAGUCUCAAAGUGAAGACACGGGAGGGAGUGCCAAGUGCCUCCCCCACCAAAGUACGAGCCGAAGCGAUCAACUCGACCUGUGUCAAGGCUACUUGGAAACCACCAGAUCCACAGCAAAUUAACGGAAUCAAUCAAGGCUACAAAAUCCAGGCGUGGCAAGCUGGAGAGCUGAAAAAGACAAUGUCCGUAGCACCAAGUCCGUUCGACCCUUUGGCAGAACAGACGGGAAUGAUUUGUGAUCUCGAAAAAUUUGAAGUGUACAACAUUACAAUUUUAUGCUUUACAAAUCCCGGAGAUGGAAAGAAAAGUGGCUCCGUCAUGGUGAAAACUAACGAAGAUGUUCCAGACGAAGUGGAGGCUCUUCACUUUGCAGAGAUUUCAGACAGGUCGGUCAAAGUGGUUUGGAAACGGCCUUUGAAAACUAAUGGAGACCUGUUAGGCUACGUUGUCCGCUACGGAAUCAAAGACAUUCCCAGCAGUUUCAGAGACGUCAACACGACGAGCAAUGUGACACAGGCGAAAGUAUUUGAACUCAAAGCCAGCACGUAUUACUCUUUCGAAGUUUGCGGAUACACGCAAAUGGGGAGAGGAUCUUGCAAAACGGCGAGUAUGAAAUCUGGAGUUGAGCCAGUCCUUCCUAAACCACCUUCGAGCCUUGCGGUCUCCAACAUCCAACCAUUUUCCGUUGUCCUACAAUUUACUCCAGGCUUUGAUGGAAAUUCAUCCAUAACCAAGUGGACCAUUCAAGGACAGACGAACAGGAAUUCAACUUGGCACACGAUUUAUGAAUAUUGUGAAGAACCAGAAUCUUCAAAUUCCAACGCGAUUCAUCCCAAUUUGGGGGGAACUCAAGCAGUGACGAGUAUGGAAUCCAUUGUUGUUCACAAUAUGAGUCCCUUCGUCUCAUACAAGUUACGACUGAUUGCGAAUAACGUUGUUGGACCAUCGCCACCUUCGGAUCCGUCUCCACAAUUUGAAACCUUGCAAGCCCCUCCGGCCCAUUCUCCGAGAAACGUUACCGUUAGAGCCAUGUCUGCAACUCAACUAAGAGUGCGGUGGAUUCCCCUCCAACAAACUGAAUGGUACGGAAACCCCAGAGGUUACAAUAUUACAUACCGACAACGCGGAGCGACAACUCCCUAUCAAUUCCAAACGAUAGAAAAUCCAACAGGGAAUUCGUUCGUCCUCGAGCACCUAGAAGAGUUCACGCUGUAUGAAGUUUUAAUGACGGCGUAUAAUGACGUGGGUGCUUCAGAGGUCUCUUUCUCUGCGUUAGAAAGAACUCGUGAAUCGGUUCCUGGGAUUGGUCCGCAAAUAUUGGCAGCAAAUGCUACAUCUUCAACAACAAUUGUAGUCCGGUGGCAAUCAGUUCCAGAAGAACAUUGUAAUGGCAUCAUUGAUGGUUACAAAGUUUACUAUGGAGCAAAGAACGUUCCCUUCCAGUACAAACAGAUUGGAUCCAACGCAACGUUCACCACGACGCUCACACAGUUGAAAAAGUUUAUCCAGUAUCAUGUUCAAGUUUUGGCAUACACACGAGUUGGGGACGGCGUACUGAGUGAUCCACCCCUUUUGGUCCAGACAUGGGACGAUGUUCCUGGACCACCAAGCAACAUUUCUUUCCCGGAUGUGUCCACCACCACUGCGAGAAUGAUCUGGGACGCGCCCAUUGAUCUAAACGGAGUCAUCUUGGCCUACAGAAUAACUUACGCGUUGGAAGGUUACGCUAAUCCAAGUUUUUCGAUGGAAUUCUCACCAGAAACGCGAACUUUCCGAGCUACGGAUUUGGAAAGAGAGAAAUAUUACUGGUUCUCCAUAACUGCAAAGACUCGACUUGGGUGGGGAGAAACUGCCAAACUUUUAGUUUACACGACAAAUAAUCGAGAACUUCCGCAAGCUCCAAGUCCUCCUAGAAUUUCACCAUCGCAAGUUCAGUCCAGUCAAAUCACAUUUUCCUGGACUCCUGGCCGAGAUGGUUUCGCUCCCAUCAGAUAUUACACCAUGGAGUUCAACGAAGGGGAAACUCACUGGGCCAGAAUCAACGAGCGAGUCUCCCCCACAGGAACGUCUUAUACGGCCAAACAACUCAAGCCACACACAUCUUAUCGUUUCAGAAUUCAAGCUACGAAUGACAUUGGAUCGAGCAGUUUCUCACAAGAGUCCAAUAUUACGUGGACAAUGCCCGCUGCACCAAGUGGAUUAGUGCUUGAUGUUCAAGUAGUUCCGAUCACCACGACGAGCGUUCGUGUUACGUGGAAAGCCUUACCAUCAUCCAGUUGGAAUGGGGAUGCGGAAACGGGAGGAUAUCGGGUCGAGUACCGCCAAGCCGUCGACUAUCCUGUCGCAUCAGUGCAAACCACCCCCAAGGAAGAAAUUCACGGAACAAAAGCCAGCAGCGUGGUUCUCACGGAUUUAACACGAGACAAGAAUUAUGAAAUUUCCGUAAUUCCGUUCAAUUCACGAGGAACUGGAGAAGCGUCGAGACCAAUCACUGUGUACGUGGGAGAAGCUGUGCCGACAGGGGAACCACGCGAAAUUAAGAUCAAGUCAGUAUCCUCGACAGAAGUCACGAUUGAGUGGAAGCCACCAUUUCAAAAUCAACAAAAUGGGGAUCUUUUAGGAUAUAAAAUUUACUAUCAAACCAACUCUACCUCGUCCCACACCAGCGAGGAGGAACUUGAAGUUGUCCCAGCCUGGACGACGUCCCAUACACUAUUUUUCCUCGAAAUGUUUUCUGAGUAUUCGAUUCGAAUGUCGGCUUUUAAUCCGGCCGGGGAUGGACCUUCGACUCCCAUAUUUCUCGUCAAAACAGAACAAGGUCCACCCGGACCAAUUUCGAACAUAACUUUCUACGACAUUACGAUGACCUCGUUAAAACUGAGUUGGGAAAAGCCAACUAAACCAAAUGGAGAAAUUACGCAUUAUCUCGUGACGUAUGAAACGGUUGUCGAAGCGAGUGGAAAUAGUGGGGAAGAUCAUGUCAUUUCUAAACAAGUUCGUCAAAAGGUGUCAUGCUGCUCACUUCUUGUCGAAAAUUUGGAAGAGGAGACCAGCUAUACAUUUUCUGUCCGAGGAAAAAAUUCCAUUCUUAACGAAGUUGGGCCACCAAUUUGGAAAAAUGUGACGACUGGACCACAGCCAGGGUCUCCAAAAUCAAUCAGAGAUCUCAGCCUUGGAAAAAUGUUUUCCUCCGUGCAGUUCAAAUGGGCGAAUGAUGAAAAGUCCAAGAUCCAAGGAUAUUACUUUGAAGCUAAACGUAGAGUCACAGUCGAAUGGGAAAUGUAUGAGAACCGAUGGACGAUUAUUCACAGGACUGACAAUGGACCCCUCUCUGAAUUUACCUUAUCUUUCCAAAAUUUACUACCUUCGUCCGGAUACACUUUCCGAAUCACGGCGUACAACCGACAUGGAAUCAGUUAUCCAGUUGCAUCGGAUGAAGUUGUCUAUACUCCACCCAAACUUUACUUAGAAUAUGGUUACUUGCAAGCGAGCCCGUUCUAUCGACAGACCUGGUUUUUAGUCGUGACCGCAGCGAUGUCCAUAGUUUUCAUCAUUGCUUUAGUAGCAUAUCUUUGCGUCAAGACAAAAUCCUACAAAUAUAAACAUGAAUCAGAACGGAGUCUUGCGGAGACUGCGAGUAUUGAGGAGGGCGUUCUUUACGGCUCAUCCGUCGAGUUGAGACAAUCCCACAAAAAGAUUGGAACCCUGAAGAGAAAGUCGGCCGCUGGGGCGAACAAGCCCCCACCUCGUCCAACGCCCGGAUCCGUAACCUAUACGGAUGACGAGAGUGACAAAGCUUACGACCAUAACCCUGAUGAAAGUUCGUUGACGGAAAAACCGUCCGAAAUCAGUUCUACGGAUUCACAAGGAAGUGAAACCGAAGUGGAAGAUGAAGUUGAUGGAGCGAGUCAUCCACACUCAUUUGUAAAUCAUUACGCCAACGUAAACGACACAUUGAAGCAAUCAUGGCAGAAGCAAAGGCCCGUUCGUAAUGUUCCCGUUCCCACGACGCUUCCUACGACGGUCCCAAUGCCAAAUUAUUCCAGCUAUACGGACUCUGAACCGGAAGCAACGGCCAGCUUAAGCGGUCAGGGUAGAAUAGUUUUGAACAACAUGGCGAGAUCGAGAGCCCCACUGCCUGGCUUUUCGUCCUUCAUUUAGUUACGAAUUUGCUGCUUGCUUAAUUUGAGUCAUUGAAAAACUAAUAACUUGUCGCUCGUGUGUCGUCCGUUUAAUUCAAGUCGUGAUAUUUACCCCUUAAUAAUGUGUCAGAUAUAUAGAUAGAUACGUAAUCGGAAGGUCAGUUAUUCCGAUCCGAGAUUUCAAAUAUUUAUUUCUGCAUGCAUAAUAUAUCGUCAUGUUCUGCGAGUAAUGUUUUCUCAUAUUAAACUGUGAUAUAAUGUUUAAAAUAACAAUUAAGUAUUUGGUUCAUAAUCAUGUACAACUUAAAAUAUUUAUAAAGUUAUUAUUACAAAAAAAUCAGAAUUUGUACAAAUACAUAUACAUACAUUGGGCAUCAUUACGUGCUCUUACUUUUUAUAAGGUUUCGUACUAAACAAAAUAGAUAAAAGCAGUAACUUAACAAGUAUUAGUAAGGACUCACGCUUAAUGUACUUUAGUAUCCCGAGUUUGUUAAUUUUAUAGUGAUGGUUAUGAAAUAAGUGGCAAUACUUAAUUUAUACUUAAUUUUCCUGUUCAUUUAGUUAUGUAAUGGGAAAUGGGUUAUAUAGGUAUAUUGGAUUUUUUUUUAUCGUCGUUGUUGUCGUUGUUAUACAUUUCUGUUCAAUCAUGAUUUCCAAUGUUCCUAAUUUGUGCGAAUUGUAGUUAAAAAAUUUAUUAUCGUAUGUCAUCUUGUGCUGAAUGGUAAUAUUUCAGCUAUCUCAACUCAUCAUUAUUAUAUGUACUGUUCAUGCCAAUCAAUCUGCCAUGUUUAGAAGAAGUAUUAAUAAAUGAUUAAAAACGA
Folsomia candida is the source of this 8393-nucleotide messenger RNA. It is a transcript of the gene sdk, whose product is annotated as protein sidekick. The record is from RefSeq and is a predicted model, not a curated record. Gene Ontology annotation, molecular function: protein binding. NCBI's taxonomy places the organism in Eukaryota, Metazoa, Arthropoda, Collembola, Entomobryomorpha, Isotomidae. The coding region runs from base 626 to 7591 and encodes 2321 amino acids. The transcript has 38 exons.